Molecule: messenger RNA, 6282 nt
Organism: Lotus japonicus
Lineage: Eukaryota; Viridiplantae; Streptophyta; Magnoliopsida; Fabales; Fabaceae
Exons: 2
Coding region: 2178-3341 (387 amino acids)
Biological process (GO): meristem development; meristem maintenance
Source: RefSeq, a predicted model, not a curated record
UCUUCUUUGUGCUGAUUCUAUAUGAAUGUUUCAUAGGGAGUAAAUUUGAGAAUCCUUCGGUACUUGGAUCCGUCGUAAUCAGUAGCUAAAUACACUACUCUAUAUCUGUUUCUCAUCUUUUUGUUGUUUAAGGUUGCCUUAAGGUCUCUUUAAUUGAUAUAUACUACUUUAAGUUAAGAGUUAAAGUAAAAAGAGAGGAUGAUAAAGUUUAGGAUGAUUAUGAUAGGUGAGAAUAUGAGUUGAUAGUUGAGAGAUAUAGUAUGGUAAUUUUGAAAUAGUUAUUAAAUGAGGGUAUGUGGUAAAAAGUGUGUGUGAUUUGUAAAACAAUACAAGUUUUGAAAACAAGUGGAGAAAACUAAAACAACCAAAAAUGGAAAUGGAGGUAGAACUUAUGUUGUCUCAUUUAAUUGAAAUGUAAGUAGAAUAAUUUCAUAUAUUCUAUGUUUUAGUGGAUAGAGGCUCCAGUAAAUUAAGGGCGUGCAUGCAUUGGUUCAAAAAGCACUUUCCACCACCUCCUUUCCCCUCCCUUUCCACCACCACCUUUCUCCCCGUAACUCCCCUCGCCACCACCCUUCCCUCCGCUGCUCCUUUCUCCCUCACCCCACCUCCCCUCCCACUUCCCAAAUAUGAAACUCAUAAAACAAUGGUAGAUUAGGAACAAGUAGACUCCCUUCCCUCCAGAUGCAGCAGAGUUGGGAGACGCAUGGGAAAACCCAACCUGCAUCUUGUGGCAUGUUUGAGCGCGUGAUUGGUCCAAUGGGUCUGAGCUUGUUGGGGCCUUGGAGUGAGCCGAUUUGGUUGAAGUGAGGUCGGUGGUGGGUUCAUCAGAGGAUCCCGGUGGCGACCACUAUUUUAUAUUGUCCACCAUAGACAACACACUUUUUUUCCUUUUUAGAUUUCAAUUUUAAGAAUCUUCAACAGGGGUGGUGUUUACACGGAUUUUUGGUAAACAAAUAUCCUCUUAGUUCGACUAAAGGAAGUUUAGAUUCGGGGUCCUUUUGAGAAAACGCUUUGCCAAAGUGUAGUGUGUGAACGAGUGUAUUCUCGACAACAAUAAACAACUCAAACGAAACUGGACUUUAUUGAAUAUGAGUCGAUUACAAAACAGUCAAGCAAACUGAAAUAGCAUGAAAGCAAAUUUCGACAAAACAAGCUACACACAAGAACUGGAAAUCAACAAACUGAAAUGCAGAGAAACUAAAGCGUUGGUUCUGCAACAUGCUCCUCCAUCAUCACGUUCUGCUCUCGAAGUCUCAUUGAUGCGGACGUUUAGAGCUUUUGGUGAACUUUCAGAGUUUUUAGUUGGGAACCCCUUCUUCUGCUGCUGCUUCCUCUAUUUAUAGUGUUCUUUCUGCCCCUGUUCUUGGCGGUUUUUUCCUUGGAUGCACGAUGGCUUCGUGGGUUUUGAAUUUUGGCGCCAUACCCCACGUUUAGCCGAUGGUCUUCGCGCACGUGACUCUAUUGCCACGUGGAUGGUUCUGAGUCGUGGGCAACCGUUGCUAUUCGUGGCGUCGUGGGUGUACGCACGUGCUUGUAGUUGCUUGUUAUUCGGUAACUGCCUCUUCCAUUAAGAUGAUCGAGAUUUCUUCAUCUUCUGAGUGUGUCGAGUUAUGGCUUUUACUAACUUGUCUUUGAGGGACAUCGUGUGCUGAGUUGCUGGCUUCGCCAAACCCUUUCUGUCGAGAAACCACUUUUGCACCAUGGUGUCGAGAAUUGUAGUACUUGUAAUUUUGGCUUAACAGUUGCCCCCCAAAAAUGUUGGUUGUCGACUGCUUUAGCUCGAAGACACCAAGCAUUUUUUUAUCGCAGCCGUUCGAUUCCAACGAUUCAAAUGCUUUGUGCUCUCGACCAUUCGAUCUUCAGGUCCAAUCAGCAGCCAUAACGCCUGAUGACUUCUCCACUAACUGACAGUUAUAGCCUUUUUAGGGCCAUGAUUUCACCUAUGCCAAAAAGCUGAGAGGUUACAUGAAUUAACUAAUAAAAUAAUCGCUUGGACCCCAAAUUUUUAUAAAUUGCUGCUCAAUGCGGCUUGGGUUCCGUUUUCCCUUCUGUUUAUAAAUACCCUCUUGGUAUUCCUUGUUCAAGCUUUACUCUUUCCUCCAACCUUCAACUUCUUCUUCCAGAUUUCAUCACUUCAUCUUCUUCCGUCUUCUCUGAAAUACUUACUGCGUCUUUCAAUGGCUUCCAAUCCUGAGCAAACCAUUCCGUUGGCCACUGAGCUUAAGCUGGAUGAGGCCAAGCGCGUGGCGAUUCCAGAGCCUCCCAACGAAGCAGAGAAGAGAGCUAUCUGGAAAUCCCAGGUACUCAUUCCUUUCUCUGUUAAUGGUACUUUACGCGUCAUUUUGGGUCCUUUGAAAGUAGUGAAGCAUGAUAAGCCCAAUAGUCUCCCCGAAGAACAUGAAUCAUUUCACCCUAGCGUUAGGGGAGAGGAGCUCAUUUUGGAAUUUCAACCCUCUUACCGUAUGCCAUUUCUUUCUGACCCAAAACGAGCCUUUCGUUCAGCCCCUCCUAACCCUUCUGCUAACGACAAGGCCUACCUGAAAUGGUUAGAUAGGGUUGAGGGAGAUAAGAGACAACACUGGAAGGAUGUAGGGAUUCUCGACUUGAUUCAGCUGUCGAGAUCUCCAAUCUCGUAUAACCCUGCUAUGCUGUUGAGUGCACUUUAUUUCUGGGAGAGGUCCACUAAUUGCCUUCAUGUUCCCUUUGGUAUGAUCACCCCCACCCUCUUGGAUGUUGCUGCUAUCACCGGAUUGUGGCCCAUUGGUGAUGAUUAUCACUCUGCACCUGCUCCUGUUAAACCCAUCUCGAUUCCUACUGACAACAUUUCUUUUAGUCGAUUCAUUAAGGACCAUUAUGUCGAGAGUGGUGAGGUGUCUGAUGCUGAACAUGUCGCUUUCUUGCUGUAUUGGCUGUCUGCUUAUGUCUUUUGCACCAAAUCUUUGCGCAUACCUGCCAAGCUUUUGCCUUUAGCCAAUCUGCUUCACGAGGGUCGACAACUUGCUAUGGCUAGGCUCGUCCUUGGCAACCUGUAUCAAAUGCUGAAUGAAGCUGUCGAGGAUAUCCGGAAUACUAAGACCGUCUCUCUGAAUGCGGCUGGACCACUUUGGCUGUUUCAACUUUGGUUGAAUGCAGUCCUCGAAUCUCUUCUGCCGGUACGAGAUAAUCCUCUAACUGUUUCUAACACCAGGAUUGAUGCCCAUAGGCUCGAGACCCUGACCCCUGCUUAUGAUGCGUCGAGUUUCGAAGCUGAUUUCAGGAAGUACUUUACCAUGUUUCUCGAGCUGAAGCACUACCGUUCCAGUUUCUCUCCUUACAGCAAGGCUAUUCGUGGCCCUUUCUAGCUGAGGAAUUCUUAUCCUAAUGCUUCUGAUUCUGCAUUGCCCAAGGAGCACCACAUCACACUUUGGAGGACCCUCUUGUCUCCUAGGGUUUUAACUGUGGGCUUUGCUAGCAGUGACUACACUCUAUGUGGCUACAACCCUCAAUUGGUUUCUCGACAGUUUGGGCUUAGCCAAGUUCUACCCAACACUUUAUUUGACAAGAGUCUAGUCCUGUACCCCGGAACUAUUAAGAGGGCUUCUGUUUUCGACACGACUGUUCAGUUUUAUAACAAGAGACUCCUCAACCUGAGCCCCUUCACUUACGCUCCUUCAUAUUAUGCCACUAAUGCUUUCAAAGCCUGGUGGUCUGAGUAUUGGGCUCAAAUUUCGAAGCCCCUCGUCGAUUGUCUGCAAUGCAUGACAGAUGCUUUUCUUUUGCAGAAGUAGGACCCGAAGAAGACCAAAGGUAUGCACCUGGCAGAAAUUCGAUCUUUUCAAGAGUUCUUUGGUGUGGUAUAUUACCCAACUCUUCGCCUUCGAGAUACAGUUGCGAAAGCAGCCCAAGUAUUAAGGCAAAAAUGGGAACUUAAAGCCAAGAAAUCCAAGUUAGUGGUUCCUCCUGGUGAGGAAGGUCUAUCUUUUGUUAUUCGAAAAACUGGCUUUAGGUUCCCGUCUUUGCCUACGAGUAAGUUUGCAUUGGCUUUUCCACCGGUCUUGCCUAAAUGGGUUGACCAUGUAAACAUAAAUGUGUUGGCCAAUCAAGCUCUACCUCCUCGAAAGCGAGUGACUUGGACUAAGUACCACCUAUGGAACUUUCCGUAUCAUGUGCCCGUCGAAAUCUUCAACCACAUAUCGCUGAACAUGCGUAUUGGUCAAGGUAAUACUUCGACUUGGCCUUGGUUUUCCUGUUUUACUUCUUAAUUUUUCUUUUGUUUGCAGCUGAAGUCAUUAUUCGACCAGCUCCUCAAGUUAUUUCCCCAGUGGCUCAUUCCUCCAAGGACAAGCCAGUCGUGAUUGAGGAUGAUGAUGAUGAUGAGGAUGAUGAGGAUGAUGAUGUCAGUCUUGCUGACAAGCUCAAGGUACUUUCCUCAUGCUUUUACCUUUUCCUUUUCGAUUCCCUUGGAUUAUGGGCUGACGUAGUUUUCGACAGAGUCGAAAACGGAAACCUAAGCCUGUUGCUUCGGCCAGUCAGAAGAGGGCCAAGGGGGUUGGUGUUUCCACCCCUAGUGGGGCUUCUAAGUUGGCAUCUGAUGCUCAAACAGAAGUCGAUGACAAAGAGGGUGGUGGCGACGCCGCCAUUCAGGUAUGUUCUCCAUUCUCGAGGGUACCUUGUGACAUUUUUAACCCGUGGUUUCCUAAUCUGAGUCAUCUCUUGUUUGUUUUGAUUCCUUUAGACUGAUGUUCAUGAGCACUCUACUUCCAAUCCUCCAUCCCGUGAGAAUUCCCCAGCUCCCGUUCCUGCAAAAUCCAAAACUGAAGGUGUCGAGAAACCUCCCAAGGCCGCAUCCUCAGCUAAAAAGACCUCCACAUCUGAGGGAAGGAGGAAGGUCAGGAGCAAAUCUCGUCAUAAGUCUCCUCGCCGUUCUAGAAGCUCCACCAACUCGAGCCCUUCUAAGGACUCUGCUUGCCAGGAAACUCAGGGUGCAACUUGUCCCAUCCGCGAAACAGAGCCUCUUCCAGGCAAGGAUGACAACCAUAUGCCUCCUCCAAAAUCGACUGCCACUGUUUCGCCUCAAACCAAGGGUGGCUCUUCAUCUCAUGUGUCUAGUGAAAAGCUCGACACUUUAUUUGAGGAGGACCCGCUGGCGGCUUUGGAUAGCUUCCUCGAUGGCACCUUGGAAUGAGACUCUCCACCCCGUCAAGCUGAUGCCACUGCUGAGACUGCUCAAUCUAGUGGGGUAGCCAAUUCUCAGCAGAUCGAGGAGAGUAUGGGUCGGCUGAAGGCUAUUGUCUUCGCCAAUGGGUUUCUCGACCAGAUCCAAGCUGAUCCUCAAGCGAGCCAUGCUGCUAAGGAAUUGCUUGUCUUCCUUCUUGGCCAAAAACUCGAUUCUCAACAGGCUGCUGCUUUGGCUAACCUUCAGUCUUUUUUAGUGGAUGCUUCAGCCACCUUUCAUCAAGUCAAGGACGUUGGUCAAGCUGUCAGCUUUAAGGAAGCAAAAGUCUCUGCUGGUAAAGCUCAAGUUGCAGCAAUGAAAGAGGACUUCAAGAAGUUCACUGCUAGGAAGGUUUUGAUCGCAGAUGAAAUCUCUGAAGUCGACAUCAAACUUGAAGAGCUGCAUCGAGAGAUUACCAAACUGGAGAAAAAGCGAGCUGAUUUGGUCGAGGAAGGCCCUGCUGUGAAGGAUCAGUUGGAUGUGCUUACUAAAGACUCCAAGGCUCUGAUCAUCUCGACAAAAGAGGUUAUCAAGGAAUUGGAGAUUGAUCAGGCUGUGAAGAAGGGUCUCGAUGCCAAGAUUGCCACCUUUGCUGAUUGUUUGAACUCUUUUAAAACCCUGAUGUAGGAAUUUUUUUUUUAUUAAUAUGUAAUGAUGGCACUAUUCUAACCAUGGCUUUCGAUGCCAAUUGCGUGUAAUAUUUCGACAAUGGUUUUGGCACCUAAGCCAUAUAAUUUGACGUUUAAUUUGCCAAGUCUUUUCAGUUUCCACUACGCAUUUAUUUUGACGGCUAUUCAUUUACUGUUGCAUCGUUCAAACUUCCUUGCACCCCCUCACAUAGUUGUCGCUUUGUUUCUGGGGAAUGAACCAAUUUAUUGCAAUCUUAUACCACGUUUUCUUGAUUCAAUGCAAGUCUUUGUUCAUUAAAAGCCAAAGCUAUUCACGAUGGUGGUGGUAAUCUGCAUGGCCUAUAACCGUAAGAUGAAGAGUUGGCAACUGAUUGCCAUUAAUUAAUGCAUUCCUUGGUUGUUACCCUAUAAAUAGAGCGUUUUUGGUUACUUCUUUUCAGUAACUUCUCCAAACUCUCC